Oikopleura dioica is the source of this 639-nucleotide messenger RNA. The record is from the annotation of a GenBank genome assembly. Lineage: Eukaryota; Metazoa; Chordata; Appendicularia; Copelata; Oikopleuridae.
AUGUUUCUGAUAGACGAAGGGCUUUUCGAAACUCUUGAAAGACUUUUCCUAUUACCAGAAGAAAACUCUGAAGAUGCUCUGUUCCCCUCUUCCACUCCAUCGAAAAUCCUCAAAACAGAAUCGCUGCCACAAACGAUUUCAGUGGCAAACUCGAAAGAGAUUCCAAAAGUCGACGUUCAAAAGUCUCCGACAAAAGAAGCUCCUAAAGAACGGACCCUUGCCGACGACUUGGAGAGCAUCACGAAGGUCUUCAAGAAGCUCAAAGAGGCCCAGGCAAAGAAGAGAAGCAUCAACAGACUUUCUGAUUGCCCGCUGCGAAGUCCGAUGAAAUUUACGAAGCUCCGGCCUUUUUUGGUUAAGCUCAAUAAUCAAAUUGUCAGCAUUGUCAGCAGAAUGUUGAAGGAAAAGAAAUAUGGAAGCGCUCUUGAAUUUUGCCUCGCAAGUUGGACUCUUGCUGAGAAAAUUCCAAGAGAAUGGAACGACGAAAUCAUGGAAGAAAUCGCCUGUGCACCGAUGGACUCGAUUGUGGAUUCGAUAGCGAAGAUAUCGAAAGAAAUCGUUCUUUCAGAAGAGAACUUAGUGAGACUCAAGAAACUGCCAAAAUACAAAAACUUCAUCGCUGAAACACUAUCUCUUUGA